AUGAAUCAGACAACAUUGGGUGUAGUGGUUGGCCUCAUCGCUUGUAGCAUGAUGUUGGUGCUUGGACAGCCGGCGGGUUAUCCGAGCUCUCGUCCACCAGCCACAUAUCUGCCAGCUAAGCCUCCAGCACCUCCUGCACCACCCAAGAGCAGUUAUGGCCCACCUAAGCCGCCACCAAAGCCGCCUGCGCCUGCGCCUCCACCGAAGCCAAAGCCACCAGCUCCACCACGCGAUAGCUAUGGACCACCACCAAGUAAACCCGGUUCACAAUAUUUACCACCCACCGGCAAUGGAAAUGGCAAUGGAGGAAAUGGUGGAAAUGGCGAUGCAGGCGGAGGUGGCGGAGGUGGUGAAGUUAUUCCCAUUAUCAAGUUGGAAUCCAAAGUGAAUACGGAUGGAUCGUUUAUGUACGAAUAUGAAACGGGCAAUGGGAUUAAGGCCGAGGAAAUGGGCUAUCUGAAGAAUGCCGGCAUCGAAGGAGAAGAGGCUCAAACUGUGGAGGGUUCCUUCUCCUACAGCAGUCCCGAGGGCGAAACAAUCUCAUUGACCUAUAUCGCUGAUGAGAAUGGUUUCCAGCCGAUGGGCGAACAUUUGCCAACGCCGCCACCCAUUCCUCCAGAGAUACAGGAGGCACUCGAUCAAAUAGCCGCUGGUGGAGGCUGUCAUGGAUGCGAUGACAAUGAGACUGGCGAUGGAGGAGGCGGUGAUGGAGCAGGCUAUGUCUAUCGCCGAAAGUAA
Molecule: messenger RNA, 738 nt
Organism: Drosophila grimshawi
Lineage: Eukaryota; Metazoa; Arthropoda; Insecta; Diptera; Drosophilidae
Gene: Cpr65Az
Product: pupal cuticle protein 20
Exons: 2
Coding region: 1-738 (245 amino acids)
Cellular component (GO): chitin-based extracellular matrix
Molecular function (GO): structural constituent of chitin-based larval cuticle
Source: RefSeq, a predicted model, not a curated record